Messenger RNA from Misgurnus anguillicaudatus (oriental weatherfish), 4706 nucleotides. RefSeq names its product c-mer proto-oncogene tyrosine kinase a (gene mertka). Lineage: Eukaryota; Metazoa; Chordata; Actinopteri; Cypriniformes; Cobitidae. Gene Ontology annotation, biological process: positive regulation of kinase activity; cell surface receptor protein tyrosine kinase signaling pathway; multicellular organism development. Gene Ontology annotation, cellular component: plasma membrane; signaling receptor complex. Gene Ontology annotation, molecular function: transmembrane receptor protein tyrosine kinase activity; ATP binding; protein binding. The record is from RefSeq and is a predicted model, not a curated record.
GGACAGACAGCAUUCUUCUAUUGGGGGCGCGCAUGGAGCAAGCUGCGUUCGUCACUGCGAAGGGGGAGAAACGCAUUCCUGCAAGUUUUUAAAUGAUGUUAUUUCAUCUGGACAUGAUCAACUUUAGGAAUAUAUUGAUCUGACUAUACUUCGAUUAAAUCAGUGUCGCUGGAAUAAUAAAAACGAAAAGAAAAGAACCGUGAUGACGUUUAUUUUGGAUUUCUCGGCAAUGUUGCGGUUUUUAACUCCGCUGCUCGUCGGAUUGUUUUCACAGUCAAUAACUGUGACAUCUGCUGGCAAUUGGAAGUCUCCUAUAGCUGUUGGGCACCAUGGAGAUUCACCUCAUUGGGUUCAACCGGGACGUUCUUACCGAUCGACACUGGAAACAGAACCGCUAGUGGUACCGGCUCGAGCCCCCAGUGUACAUCUAACCCAGGAGGAGAUCCAGCGACUGCGCUUUAAGCCCACCGUGGGUACAAUCCAGCGAUCGGAGGGAGCAGAGGUCAAAUUUAACUGUUCAAUUGACAUCAAUGAUGUGAGCCAGGAUCUGAGUAUUUUGUGGUUUAAGAAUGGCAAGGAAAUCCUUAAUGGCAUGCAGACAGAAGUGUAUAUGCUAGGGACUGUCACAAUGUUGUCUACUGUAAGCAUUAAAAGUGUCCAGAGAGCAGAUGCUGGAGAAUAUCAUUGCAGGCUUAGUGUCAGCAACAAGAUCAUUGAGUCAAAUCCCAUCAUACUAGCGAUACAGGGCCUGCCGACAUUCACGAAACAGCCGAGUGAUGUGAACGUCACGAGAAACACUCCCUUUACGCUCACAUGUGAAGCGGUUGGUCCUCCAAACCCUGUAACCAUUAAGUGGCUUCACAAAGGCAAACCAUUAGAAGAAAGCAACGAAUACUCCAGCACCUUAACCAUUGAAGGUGUUGAUGCUCCGACGCAGUACAGCUGUGAAGCUCAUAAUGCAAAAGGUCUGACAGUGUCCAGAGAAGCUAAUAUCAAUAUUAAAGAGCUUCCUGAGAGAGUGUCAAAGGUCACUGUGGUAAAACGUGAAGCAAACAAACUCGUCCUGAGCUGGACACCAGGACACGAUGGGUUCUCCCCUCUCAGAAGCUGCGACAUCACGGUUCGAGAGCUUGAGUUAGGAAACCCCACUAGUGUGGAACGCACAGACGUUCCUCCAUUCCAGCAUGAAAUCAACAACCUCAAGGCCAUGACCUGGUACAACAUGAGUGUGUCCUGCUCCAAUGAGAUCGGAAAAUCUCCGCCCAGCGCCUGGGUCCAAAGCAACACCACAGAGGGUGUCCCGUCUGAAGCUCCACAGAAUUUGACUCUUCAAGUUAAUAAUACCAUGCUGAUGAUUCGAUGGGAAGCUCCGCCCCCCAACAAGCUGAAUGGAAUCUUGCAGGGAUAUGAUAUUACCAUAAAACACGGCACACAUACCAACAAGAUCCACAGCAUCAGUACAGAAGCCACAGUGGCUUUGCAGGUGUUUAACAUCACGUACAGCGUGGAGGUCGUGGCUUGUACUCGGACCGGCUGUGGGACCAAUAAGGCACGCUUCUGGCUUUUCAUAGAUGAAUUAGAAUCUCCUGUUUCUCCGUCCUCGUCUCCAGUUCCUAAUCGUUCAGAUUCAGCAUACAUUGUGCUUGGAGUGGUGUGUGCUGUCUGUCUGCUGAUUAUUGUGAUGUUUGGAGUUGUGUGUUUACGUGGUUAUCCGUCUUAUUUAAAGUCUUGGUUUGGAAUUGAAGACAAACUCACCCCUAUUGUCGAGUACAGACCUCAGAGAUCCUAUAACCGUUCAGCCAUCGAAAUCACACUUGCCAGCUUGGGCAUUAGCAGUGAACUUCAAGCCAAACUUCAGGAUGUGAUGAUCAUAAGGAACCUGCUGUCCAUCGGUAAAGUCCUUGGAGAAGGCGAGUUUGGAUCUGUUAUGGAGGGUCACCUGAGACAACCAAGUGGAACGUCGGAAAAAGUCGCUGUGAAGACCAUGAAAUUGGAUAACUUCUCCCAGAGAGAGAUUGAAGAGUUUCUGAAUGAAGCUGCUUGUAUGAAGGAUUUCAACCAUCCUAAUGUCAUCAGACUCUUGGGUGUUUGUUUGGAGGUUGGCUCCGGACACUUUCCCAAACCGAUGGUUGUGCUUCCGUUUAUGGAGUACGGAGAUCUGCAUAGCUUCCUGCUGCGGUCUCGUCUCAGUGAAAACCCUUUGUUUCUCCCCACACAGGUGCUCCUGAAGUUUAUGAUCGACAUCGCUUUAGGAAUGGAGUAUCUCAGCAACAGAAACUUCCUUCACCGCGACCUGGCAGCUCGCAACUGCAUGUUGCGUGAUGACAUGAGCGUGUGCGUGGCAGACUUCGGCUUGUCGAAGAAAAUCUACAGUGGUGAUUACUACAGACAGGGCCGGAUAGCUAAGAUGCCUGUCAAAUGGAUAGCUGUGGAAAGCCUUGCGGAUAGAGUCUUCACUGUCAAAAGUGAUAUAUGGGCGUUUGGAGUGACCAUGUGGGAAAUAUCCACUCGCGGCAUGACGCCGUAUCCAGGAGUACAAAACCAUGAGAUUUAUGAUUAUCUCCUGGAGGGCAACCGACUCAAACAACCAAAUGACUGCCUUGAUGAACUAUAUGAUAUCAUGUUCAGCUGCUGGAGCGCUGACCCGUUGGACCGACCCGACUUUACACAGGUCCGGGAUAGGCUGGAGAAUCUGUCCGGAAAGCUUCCGCCGGUGUCGAACAGAAGAGACAUUAUCUACAUCAACACCAGUUUUACUGAGGAGGAAUCAGCAGAAGGGGCUGCGGAGGGACCUUUGCUCACUUCUUCUCCCUGCUGUAGCCGUCAGACCACAGAUACAUCGGUCGUGACGGCGGACGUUCACGAGAGCACAGGCGCUGAGGAAGACGACCGUUACGUUGUUGUCAUAUCAUCCGGGGACCACGCAGCUGCAAACAGCACUGUUGAUACUCCACUGUUGAAUCACGGACGCUUGGAGAGCGAUAGCGGAGAAACAGUCGGAGAUGUGACGGAGACACAGCAGACGUCUAGUGACACAACACAUCUGCUUUGAAGGACAAUUUAGGGACUUGAAAUGCAUCAGAAGAAUAUUGACUGUAUGGGAAUUUGUGCAACGAUUUUUAUCACUAUUUUGCUUAAAAUUAUUUCUGCUUCAACAAAUUGAAUUGCCAAAAUUAUGGUUUAUCAAAAACCUUCCCUUGUUUUCAAUACUUAGCUACAGUAUUCAUUGUAUGUUAACGGGACCCAAAUGCUGUGAUAUUAAACUAAUGAAACCAGGCCUGCGUUUUACUGAGAGAUGCACUGCAAAAAUUUAUUUUCAAGAAAAACAAUUCUUAGUAUUUUUGUCUUGUUUUCAGUAAAAUAUCUAAUAAUUCUUAAAUUAAGAUGCUUUUUCUUGAUGAGCAAAACGACCCAAGAAAAUAAGUGGUUUUUAGGCCCAAAAUAUCAAAUUUAAGUGAUUUUUGUGCAUAAAACAAGCAAAAAAAUCUGCCAAUGGGGUAAGCUAAUUUUUCUUAUAUUUUUCUUGAAUUUAGUGUUUAAGAAAAAAUAUUUUUUUUGCUUACCCCAUUGGGAGAUUGUUUUGCUUGUUUUAUGCACAAAAUCACUUAAAUUUGAUAUUUUUGGUCUAAAAACUAGACUUAUUUUCUUGGGUCGUUUUGCUCAUCAAGAAAAAGCAUCUUAAUGUAAGAAUUAUUAGAUAUUUUAACUGAAAACAAGACAAAAAUACUAAGAUUUUUUUUCUUGAAAAUAAUUUUUUGCAGUGUGAGGAGUUUUCUUUUUGUAAUAAUAUGUAAUUGCAUUAUAAUGUGACCCUGCAUGUGAAAUCUAAGUCAGAAAUUUUUAUGAUAAGAUUAGGAGCAUCAAAGUUCAAUUUUGACCAGUAAUUUUACUACGAUUUCAAUCUUUGAGAUGGCCUUACACGUACAAAUAUCAAAAAAUUCUUAAAUCAAGAUGCAAUCUUGAUGCAAUCUUGUUGAGAAAAAUAACCUUAGAAAAUAAGUCUUGUUUUUAGACAAAAAUGUUAAUUUAAGUGAAUUUGUGCAUAAAACAAGCAAAAAAAUUAAACACUUAAACAACUAAUUUAAGAAAAAAUAUUUUUUCAAUAUUUUUUGUUUUAAAAAUAGACUUAUUUUCUUUUCUGCUCAUCAAGAAAGUAUAUCUUAAUUUAAGAAUUUUUAGAUAUUUGUACUAAAUUUGUAAAUUUUUUUGCAGUAUACUCAGUCUAAAAAGUAAUAAAGAUUACAUUUUUACAAAAUGUUCUUUAUAUUAUGUAGGAAGAUUUUAUGUAGUAAACCGUAAAUCCCAAAAAUAAUUUUAGCUGGGUUUUCACAUACAGGGUCACAUAAGUUCAGAAAUUAAGCUUUAUUGUGAUUUUUAAGCUUUUUGUUGUCUUUUUUUUUUUUUAGAAAAAGUGUACAUAGAAUUACAUUUGUAUAUUAGAAGUGCCUUUUGUAAAUAUGAAGUACAGAACUUUUUUUUUUAUAUUUUAUACUUUCAGCUGAACUGACAAACGGUAACUCAAAGUCUUUAAAGUAAUCUAUAAUGGAAGUGUUACAUUUUUUUAAUGAAGUAUAUUGAAAUAUAGUAUUUUUGAGGUACAAUAGCAAUGUCUCCAUUUAUGUGUGAUUGUUAAAUAUACAGUAGGAAAGUGCAUAAGGCCAUUGUGAACAACAUCUUUUUUAAAUACAGCUAACAUAAUGAAAUUA